Molecule: messenger RNA, 828 nt
Organism: Danaus chrysippus (African queen)
Lineage: Eukaryota; Metazoa; Arthropoda; Insecta; Lepidoptera; Nymphalidae
Source: the annotation of a GenBank genome assembly
AUGCGUUACGCUCAGUUAGUUGUGGGUCCGGCAGGCAGUGGAAAGUCCACAUACUGCUCAACCAUAGUUAAACAUGCUACUGACACAAAACGGAUUGUAGAAGUCGUAAACCUUGAUCCGGCCGCUGAGCAUUUUGACUAUGAGCCUCUAGUUGAUAUCCGGGAACUGAUACAUCUUGAAGAUGCCAUGGAAGACGAGGAGUUGAAGUUUGGACCUAACGGAGGACUCGUGUUCUGCUUGGAAACUCUUUUGGAGAAUCUUGAUUGGCUCGAGGAACAGCUAGGUGAUGUUGAUGAGGAUUACUUACUGUUUGAUUGUCCGGGACAGAUAGAACUGUACACACAUUUAACAGUAAUGAGGAAGUUGGUUGAUACGCUACAGAGAUGGAAUUUCAGGAUAUGUGUUGUCUUCAUGAUUGAUUCACAAUUCAUGGUUGACGGUGCAAAAUUUUUGUCAGGUACAAUGGCCGCCCUCAGUGUUAUGGUAAAUUUAGAGUUACCUCAUGUGAAUAUUUUAACCAAAAUGGAUCUGCUAAGCAAGUCUGCGAGGAAACAACUUGACAGUUAUUUAGACCCGGAUCCUCACAUUUUACUGGCAGACAUGAGGAACGCAAAAUCAAAAUGGCACGAGAAAUAUGCAAAGCUGACAGAAUCUAUUGGUGAGGUGAUAGAAAAUUUCAGUCUAGUGAGGUUCUACCCUCUCAAUAUCAAGAAUGAAGAGAGCAUAGACAACAUUCUCUUGACUAUAGACAAUAUUAUACAGUACGGAGAGGAUGCUGACGUCAAAAUAAGAGACUUUGAUGAACAAGACCCUGAUGAGGUCGACUAA